Molecule: messenger RNA, 1602 nt
Organism: Trichoderma citrinoviride
Lineage: Eukaryota; Fungi; Ascomycota; Sordariomycetes; Hypocreales; Hypocreaceae
Product: aldehyde dehydrogenase
Exons: 2
Coding region: 1-1602 (533 amino acids)
Biological process (GO): aldehyde metabolic process
Cellular component (GO): cytoplasm
Molecular function (GO): aldehyde dehydrogenase (NAD+) activity
Source: RefSeq, a predicted model, not a curated record
AUGGCGCUCGCGACGACGACGACGACGAGCGGCAGCGGCAGCAUCCCGCCGCUCGAGCUCACGCCGCUCGACGACAUCACGGCCAAGCACAAGACGCUCCGGGCGACGUUCCGCUCCGGCCGCACCAGGGACGUCGAGUACCGCAAGCAGCAGAUCCGCCGGCUGUACUGGGCCAUUGUCGACAACGCCGAGCUGAUGGAGCGGGCCCUGCACCAGGACAUGCGCAAGUCCAAGUUCGAGGCCAACAUCUCCGAGAUCGACUGGUGCAAGCAGGAGUGCCUCGACGCCGUCGCCGGCCUGGACGACUGGGUGCGCGACGAGCCCGUCCGCGGCAUGCCGCUGCAGUUCCUGCCCAUGAAGCCGCGCAUCCGCCACGAGCCGCUGGGCGUCAUCCUCAACAUUGGCGCCUACAACUUCCCCUUCCAGCUCAACAUCACGCCGCUCGUCGGCGCCAUCGCCGCCGGCAACACGGUGCUGCUCAAGCCGUCGGAGCUGGCGCCGCACUCGGCCAUGGUCAUCCGGAAGAUCGUGGACGAGGCGCUGGACCCCGAGAGCUACGCCUGCGUCAACGGCGGCGUCGACGAGACCAAGCACAUCCUGGAGCACAAGUUUGACAAGAUCGUCUUCACCGGCGGCCGCCGCACGGGCACCAUCAUCGCGCAGAAGGCGGCCGAGACGCUGACGCCCGUGCUGCUCGAGCUGGGCGGCCAGAACCCGGCCUUUGUCACGCGCAAGGGCGACGUCAAGCUCGCGGCCCGGCGCCUGCUGUGGCAAAAGUGCCUGAAUGCCGGCCAGGUCUGCCUCUCCCACAACUACGUCCUCGUCGAGCGCUGCGUCCUCAACAAGUUCGUCGACGAGCUCAAGAAGCAGUACGCCGUCUUCAUGCCCCAGGGCGCAAAGGCGAGCACCGACUUCUCCCGCAUCGUCAACCUCACCCACUUCAACCGGUUGAAGAAGAUGCUGGACAGCUCCAAGGGCACCAUCGUCAUGGGCGGGUCAAUGGACGAGUCCGACCUCUUCAUCGAGCCGACCGUCGUCUUGGUCAACGACGUCAAUGACAGCAUGAUCGUGGAGGAGAGCUUCGGGCCCAUAUGGUCCAUUCUGCCCUUUGAUACCUUGGAUGAAGCCAUCAACAUGGCCCACGAGGUCGACCCGACGCCGUUGGCUCUCUUCACCUUUGGCUCGGAUGCAGAGAAUGAGAAAGGCGGAGCCACCAUCAACGACGGCUUCUUCCACUCCAUGCUCAACCAGCAGCCCAUCGGCGGCGUCGGCACGUCCGGCACGGGCAGCUACCACGGCUACUACUCCUUCAAGGCCUUCAGCCACCAGCGGCCCGUCGCAAAGGUGCCCGGCUGGGCCGACAAGCUGCUGCGCGUGCGGUACAUGCCCUACUCGGCCAGCGAGUACAAGCGCCACCGCCGCAUGAACGCGCUCAAGCCCGACUUUGACCGCGACGGCCGCCUCGUCAAGGGCCUCCGGUACUGGGUCUCCGUGCUGCUGAGCCUGGGCUCCAAGAGCGCGGCCGGCCUCGUCUUUAGGUGGGGGGUCCUCGUUGCCUUGGCUGUGACACUGGGUCUGAAACGGAAGUCUCUAGGGAUGUGA